GAUGCUCUCGGUGUCUGUCCGUUGCGCUCCUCCAGCAGCGGCAGCAGCAUGUCCACAAUGAUGAGCGGCUUAGUGAAUAUGGCGAGUCUGGCGGAUUUCGAGCCGCUCGCGGCGGUGAUUCCCGCCACGAAAGUUGAGAUCACCGUAUCGUGCAGAAACCUCUUGGACAGAGACACCUUCUCAAAAUCUGAUCCAAUUUGUGUGCUGUACACUCAGACUGUGGCGAACAGGGAGUGGAGAGAGUUUGGCAGGACAGAAGUCAUCGAUAACACACUGAAUCCAGACUUUGUGCACAAAUUCAUCCUCGAUUACUUCUUUGAAGAGAGACAAAAUUUACGAUUUGACCUGUAUGACCUUGACUCAAAGAGUGAAAACCUGUCCAAACAUGACUUUCUGGGCCAGAUGUACUGUACUCUCGGAGAGGUGGUGGGCUCUCAGGGUAGUCGCAUGGAAAGAUCGCUUGUAGGCAUUCCUGGAAAGAACUGUGGAACUAUUAUUGUGAAAGCUGAAGAACUUGGAAAUUGCAGGGAGUCAGUAUUGAUGCAGUUUUGUGGCAACAAACUGGACAAAAAAGAUUUCUUUGGAAAGUCAGACCCUUUCCUGGUCUUUUACCGUAGCAAUGAAGAUGGAACAUUUACCAUCUGUCAUAAGACAGAGGUGGUGAAAAACACGCUGGACCCUGUAUGGCAGGCCUUCAAGAUCCCAGUCAGAGCACUGUGUAAUGGGGAUUAUGACAGAGCAAUAAAAAUCGAGGUGUAUGACUGGGACAGAGAUGGAGGUCAUGACUACAUCGGCGAGUUCAGCACCAGCUACAGGGAGCUCUCUAAAGGCCACACUCAGUUUACUGUGUGGGAGGUGCUGAACCCCAAGAAAAAGAAAAAGAAGAAGAAAUAUCUUAACUCAGGAACCGUCACUCUGCUGUCCUGCUUCAUUGAUGUCGAGGUUACGUUCCUGGACUACAUCAAAGGAGGCACUCAAAUUAAUUUCACAGUGGCCAUUGAUUUUACUGCAUCAAACGGCAACCCUUCCCAACCUACCUCUCUACACUACAUGAGCCCUUAUCAUCUGAAUGCGUAUGCACUGGCCCUCAGAGCCGUGGGGGAGAUUAUUCAGGACUAUGACAGUGAUAAGCUGUUCCCUGCACUAGGGUUUGGUGCAAAACUGCCACCCGAUGGCCGCGUCUCUCACGAAUUCCCCCUGAACGGGAACCCAGAAAACCCAUACUGCAGCGGGAUAGAGGGCGUUCUAGAGGCGUAUUAUCAGAGUCUGAAGUCUGUUCGUCUCUAUGGACCAACAUACUUCUCACCUGUCAUUAAUCAUGUAGCAAGAUAUGCGUCAUUAGUGAAGGAUGGCUCAGAAUAUUUCAUCCUCCUCAUCAUCUCUGAUGGGGUGAUCUCUGACAUGGCUCAGACGAAAGAAUCCAUUGUAAAUGCCUCUAGUCUUCCCAUGUCAAUUAUCAUCGUUGGAGUGGGGCCGGCUGAGUUUGACGAGAUGAUUGAACUAGACGGAGAUGAGGUCAGGAUAUCAUCCAGGGGUCGCUUCGCAGAGAGAGACAUUGUGCAGUUCGUUCCUUUCCGAGACUACAUCGAUCGCAGAGGGAACCAUAUCCUCAGCAUGGCCCGUCUUGCCAAAGACGUUCUAGCAGAAAUCCCAGAUCAGUUCCUCCAGUAUGUGAGGAGCAGAGGCAUCAAACCUCAGCACUCAUCCCACUCCACUUCCUCCAAACCUCCGUCGACACUCAUCCACCCCGUCCACCCGCUGCAGACGCAGAUCUGAGCCAUCGCACAAACCGUACGUCUUCUCUUCGGUUCACUGUCACUCUCAGGAUCACACAUGGCCUGUCUGAGUGAAACGCUGCCCUUCUACACGCUGUCUUUCAGUAUGUAGGGUGAUGUUAGGGAGCUUUACGCACGGCGCUGUCCUUCCUCAGGCACGCUGAGGUUUCAGUAGGCAUUUCAGACUGUUUUAAAGUAUCGAGUGGCCUCUUCAGUCAGUCAAACAUCAGAUAUGAGUUCACAGUCUCUGUCUCACAUACUAUCUCCUGUUCUCAUGUCUGACGAACUUCUGCAGACGUUUACAAUUGUACUGUUUUUUACAAAUGGAUGUUUUUUUGUACCUCAUGAAAGCUGCUUAACAAUGAAACGUACUCAUUUUAUUACAUGACGUUGUAAAUAGCGCGAGUGCGAUUUUAGAAAAAGCAUGAUUCCAACCUCAGUAGAAACGUGAGAGAAACUUUCACGCAGAUGUGCGAGGCCUUGGUUUUCAUUUAAUUGUACAGUGUUCGCUUGAAAUUAUUUUACUAUCUCAGUAUUCAGUAUUCUUGGUCAUUUGACUGCCUCAAACUGUAAAGAAUUUGUGCUUAGCUUUCAUGGCAUUAGCACAGCACAGAAAUUGAACAGGAAAAGCCUUACACUCCGUUCAAGGGACAGUUCACCCAAAAUGAAAAAUUUGCCAUUAUUUAUAUAUCCUAAAGUCAUUUCAAACACUUAUGAUUCAGAUUUGUAAACUAUCAUUAUUACACAUUUUACCAGUGAUCUCAAAUUCUAAAUUUGAUUAAAUGCUAUAUUACACAAAUUGAAUUACGUAAUUUAUAAUUACGAAAAGAGAAACAUAAAUUUAACAGACUUUAUAAAUCUAAAAUAAAAAUAACCAUUUGAGAACGUUCAAAUUAACAAUUAGGGAACAUUUUGUAUAAAUUCUCAUUCGGUUGUCACAAGAAAAACAAUUUUAUGUUAGGUAAAUAAAAUCUACAAAAAUUAUUUUCAUUAGAUCAACACAAAAACUUGAAUUAUGUUUAUGGUUAUUAAAAAUAACUCUUCUUAUUCUUAGAAUGUUAGAAUUGGUUCCCAAAUAAAUAACCAUAUCCUUACACUUUACCUCUUUUCCUCACAAAGUUUCAGAAGAUUUGCAUUGGCAGUAUAAAAGUAUUUACUUUCCUUGUAUGGAAAAGAGCAGCAUGAACUUUGUGCUAAAUGUCUCUUCUUCUUUUUUUUUCACUGAAAAAAGAACAAAUGGGUUUGUCAUGAUAUGAGACUGAGUAAAUGUCAGAAUUUUCAUUUUUGGAUGAACUGUUCCUGUACAGACAGAACUGUAGCUGCUCUCUAUGUCUAUAUCCAAGCACAGAAAUGCAAGCACAGCCUCAUACAGAAGUAGCAUAUGCUUUGAAGCAUGCACCACACAAAUGGUGUGUUUUGUUUGCGUUUGUAAUCAUUAGUCUUAAUUGCAUGCAGUUUGAGGUACAUGCUGUUAUUCUGGGUUCAGAGCAAUGAGAUUUGUUCUUUGGGUCAUUCUACAAUUAUGGUGGCAGAUACUUUUGCCUUUCAACAACAAAAUGUCAAUACAUAUACUUUUCCUUGAGAUCAGUGGUUCUAAACUCCGGCCCUCAGGGCCCUCUGCUUUGCACAUUUUGUAUGUUUCUGAAUCUGACACACUCAGUUCAGUUCAUGGAUCUUUCUCCUAAUGAGCUGAUGAUCUGAAUCAGGUGCGUUAAAUGAGGGAGACAUUCAAAAUGUGCAGAGCAGAGGGCCCAGAGGACUGAAGUUGAGAACCACUGCUUUAUAAAAUUAAAUUUUACUGUAAAAUUCUGUUUUAACAUAGUCAAGUGGUUUUAUUCUGUUGUGCAUUUUAGAUAUAUUAAUCAAUCUGUAAUGCAUUUUGUAAAUAACCAUGAAAUUUGUCAGUGGCAUUACUGUCAGUGAUUUUAAUGGUUCCUAUUACCUUUACCUGAAAAUGAAAAUUUGCUGAAAACGUACUCACUUUCAGGCCAUCCAAGAUGUAGAUGAGUUUGCUUCUUCAUCAGAUUUGGAGAAAUGCAGCACUACAACACCACUCUGGAGGGAAUGGGUGCCGUCAAAACAGUGAAUCAAAACAUCACAAUAAUCCACAAGUAAUCUACACUACUCCAGUCCAUCAACUGACUUAUUUUGUAAAGAAAAAAGAUGGGUGUUUGUAAGAAACAUAUCCAUCAUAAAGAUAUUUGAAUAAAAAAAAAAAAAACACUUUGUCCAAAAUUUCAAUCCAUGAUGGAGGAAUAAUGCUUCCUCCACUGAAAAAGUCCAUUUCCUGUUUUCCUCUCACAUCAAAAUCCACCAACAUAUUUGUUUAAAGUUGUUUUGGACCAUUUACACUUGUAGACGAUGUUUGAUCUGUGCAGUGAUUCAGACGAGACAACAUUUGCACUAGACAAAGCAAUCUUUUGAAUGGAGGACUCAUAUUUUAGCCUGAACCAACAGUUUGCAUCUUAAUGAUUAAUUUAUUCCUUACAACCACCCAGCUUUUAGCUUCACAAGAUAUUAACUGGAGUGGUGUGGAUUACUUGUGGAUUAUUGUGAUGUUUUUAUCAGAUGUUCGGACUUUCAUACUGACAGCACCCAUUCACUGCAGAGGAUGUCAGUCAGUUUUCAUCAGAAUUUUGUUUUUGGACUAUUACUUUAGCAUAAAAUCACUGAAGACAGAAGAGCAAAUCAGCCACUGGUAAAAUUUCAUCUUAAAUAUAAAAUAAAUAUUUAAUAUCACUCUGAAAUGGAAAAAAGAAGACAAAUGAAGAUUGGAUGGUACCCCAGAUAGCACACGUACAUCUGCAAGAUGUCUGUUAAAGAUCUCUUGAUCUGGAAAGCAUCUGCUGUGUACAAACGUCUGGCAGAUGUCUGUAAGAUGUCAGUUUUACAUGCAUUCUAAAUCAUAAACAUCUUAAAGACAUCUAAUAGACGUCUAUUUGACAUCUGAUAGGAAACAUCCAAUAGACGUCUUGCAGAUGAGCAAACUACGUCUUGCAGAUGUAAAUGCUGACGUCAAAUAGACAUCUCCGAGAUGUACGUGUGCUAUUAGGGAUGUUUAAUUCAGAACUGAUGAACUGGAAAUAACAUCACUAUUGUAGAAUGAUUCAGUUAAAUUGAUUCUUUUCAAAAUAUCACAAGAAUCGUCAAGAACAAAAUUAAAGUUUUCAAAUUUUUACAAUCCAGUGCAUCAGAAGUUCUCAACCAAACAAUGCUCAGUGACACCCAGUUAAACUGCCUUUAGGAAAAAAAAGGCUACCAACAGCACUUAACGUGUCUCUUGAGAUGGCUCCAGUCAGUGUCAAGAGCUCAGAUGUGCUGCUCCUGCUCCAAACCCUUCAUAUUUCAGCAAGAAAAAACACAAGCAAGCCUUUACCCCAGCAACCCCGAGAAAAAAUAACUCAAACACAGGCACAGAGCUAAGACUUCAUUUAUUUAACAUGACAGUGUGUCAACGUCAAACUCACACCCACUCACGCUGCAUCUAUGCUGUAUUAUCUCUAUAAAUCAUGCAGAAAACAUGCAUCAAAAUUUAACCGUGUAUGGGAUGGGAGCGCUUCUUCCGUAAGGAUUCAGGCAUUGUCGCUGCGGUCUUCCUCGUUUAUGGUCAAAUUAAACUGAGCGUUAUUACAAACUGAACCACUUCUGUAGAUUAUUUGUACAUUGACUAUGAUAAUUCAUGAAUGAGAAAAAUUGCAGCUAAAAAACUUGAGAUGAACGCUUCUUGUUGGUUUUAAAACAAAGUAUUUUGACUGCAUGGCUAAUGAAUUGUUUACAAAUAUCAGAUAUUGUGCAUUUAAUCUCAGGUGUGAUUACCCUUAUUUGUGAAAGUGGUGACAGGUGCCAGUUUGCUUAGUUAGGACCAGUUUACCUGCUCAUUACACCUCAAAGGGUUAGAGGUUGUGUUCGUCGGGUGUAGGUUGUUUAAUGUUUUUUUUGUUGUUGUUUUUUUUCUUUAGUACAGCACUGGUUGGACGGCAUGAAUUUUAGUCCUGAAUCAUUUUUGCUGAGAAUCUUUUAAGAUGAAUUUAGGUGGACUAAUAGAAGUCCCGUAUCAUAUAAACACAGAUAUUGUUUAUAUACCUUUGUUAUUUAUAAAUUCACAGUUUAAUAUUGCCUGCAUCAUGUUUGCAUGAGCAGUAUUUUAAAUGAAAUAUGAAACUUAUUUCAUAGAUUGUUUGUUUUAGAAAUGACGUUUGCCUUAAUAGAGCAUUUAUUUAUGUUAUGCCAAAUUUACUAUAUUUAAUUGUCGCAUUUUUCAUUUAUUACUUUUUUGAAACACUUUCCUUGUGCAGUUACUCCAGUAUAAAAAGGUUUUGUGAUUGAGAUGCAUGCAGGUGCUGUUAAAUCAGUGUAGUCUGGCAUUAAAUGCACUCACAAAUAAAUCAAGUGUAGCACUUAUCAAUGCAAGAACAUAGUUAUUUAAAAAAUGUUGAU
Messenger RNA from Labeo rohita (rohu), 6212 nucleotides. It is a transcript of the gene cpne8, whose product is annotated as copine VIII. The transcript is spliced from 20 exons. Lineage: Eukaryota; Metazoa; Chordata; Actinopteri; Cypriniformes; Cyprinidae. The record is from RefSeq and is a predicted model, not a curated record. Gene Ontology annotation, molecular function: calcium-dependent phospholipid binding. Gene Ontology annotation, biological process: cellular response to calcium ion. Gene Ontology annotation, cellular component: plasma membrane. The coding region runs from base 49 to 1776 and encodes 575 amino acids.